Messenger RNA from Aphanomyces invadans, 3168 nucleotides. RefSeq lists its product as hypothetical. Gene Ontology annotation, molecular function: protein binding. Bases 18 to 3047 code for a protein of 1009 amino acids. The record is from RefSeq and is a predicted model, not a curated record. The transcript has 13 exons. NCBI's taxonomy places the organism in Eukaryota, Oomycota, Saprolegniomycetes, Saprolegniales, Verrucalvaceae.
AAUUCGGUCACUGCAUCAUGAUGCUGCGGCGUUGGCGGCAACAUGCUCAACGCCAUGCAAAUUUGCGGCGUGCGGGAGCAAGCACCGCAUCAUUCGCAGACAGAUCCACACCUGCUCCAUACCCAUGCCAUGAAUCCUCUCGUGCCAAGAACAAUUUCGUGUCGUUGCAGGAUCUCCUAGCGAGCAACCCCCAACGCAACUACGAGCUUGCGUUCAACUGGGAGCGUGCGUUGCAGUGGUGGCCACAAGCUGCGUGGAAGGAUGCGUUGCGACUGUCGUCCAAGUCGGAACAUGCUCGCUUGGCGGCACUGCUGCAGCAAAGCGGGCCAUCGAACCACUACUACCUCCUCCGGAGACACCCUGAACUUGCCGUCGACGUGCUCAAGCUCGUCGUGAACUCAACCGACGCGUUUGCGUACGUAAAUCCGCUUCAUCGUGACAUGGACAUCAUCAAGGUACUUCGUCAAAUGGCCCUCGCCAUCGGCGACGAUAACAUGCUGCAUGCCGCCAAGACCGUGAUCCACCAGCGAUGCCUCUCGAAGGAGUCUGCGCGGUGCACGCCGUGUCUGUAUCGCAGCUUGUGCGCAGCGACAGAUACCACGAGUGCCCCACAGCUACGGGAAAUCCUCCGCCACCUCAUUCAUCACCGCCUUGUCCCCGAGAUAUUGACCUUGCUGGAGUUUGCCACGGAACAGCGCAUUCCGAUCGAUGUGUGGCGCCGCAUCUUCAACAUGUUUAUCCACGCUUCGUUCGAGGCACCCGAGGCGCCAACCGAAAUAACGAGUGGCGACGAAGGCGAUGCUGGCGUUCGUUUCCGCGUUGUUCAAGACGUUGCUCUGCAAUUCAUGGCCCAUGUCGAAGCUAGACCGAUCCGCAUCUCGGAGGGGAUUGCGGCGUCGGUUAUCCGCGCCGCAGUGCAUCACGGCGAAGCCGACACUGCACUCACAUGCUACGACUGGUUUCGCCAGCGCCAAGUCCCCCUGUGCAACAUCGCCGUCGGCCACCUCAUGCAACUGCUGCGGCCCGGCCAGCACCACGCCAGCAUGCAGCGGUUCCAGCAAAUUUAUGACGAGACCGUCGCGGCGCGAGGCGUGUCUUCCCUGAGUGCCGAAUGCCUGGCGAUGACAAUCAAUGCCGCCGCGCACGAUAUCCGUUUCCUUCGCCGCGUCGUUGGCGACCUCGUGGCUCCCGACGCUGGAAAGUGCCACCUCGACGUUGGCAUGUGCAAUGUCGCUCUAAAAGGGCUUGUCAACGGCCCCGACUGCGAACCAAAUCAAGAUUUCCCGUUGGCGCAAGCGCUGGGACACCUCAUGCACCGCAGUGGCAUCGUCGCCAACCGAGGCAGCUUAGUCGCGCUGCUGCGCGCGAGCGACGACAAGUUGGCCGUGCUCCAAGUCAACAACGCCGCCGAGGCCAUUGCUCGGACCGUGCCGCGAAAACACAAGCACGUCAACGUUGAAGUCGACACUCUCUCGUAUGCAGCGCACGUCGCCAUCGUGGAUUUGAUCAAGAGCGGCGACGUGCGCACUGCAAGCGACGUCAGGGAUGCAGUGCUCGCCUCUUCUUCUGGCCCCGCCGCGUUUUCACCCGCCUUGUGGCAGACCAUGGUGCUGAGCUUGAUGCAUCACAAAGGUAGCUUUGACUUUGCCAUCGAUUGGAUGCGAGUCGCGGAAGCCCAUGUCCAGUCAACGCACGUGCCUCUCUUCGCCGACUAUGUCUUCUCGACGUGGUUCACCUUGGCGAUGAAACAUCGCAAGCUAGUCGCCAACACGGACGACGCUCCAUUUGUGCUCGCCCAGUGGCGGCGCCAACUCCCGACCUCGAUCAGACAAGACGAUGUCAAGCGCUUCGACUUGGCUAUUACGACCUGCUGCCAUGCCAACGAUAUCGCGACUGCGACAGAUCUGUGGCAUGAUAUGGUGGCGGCGUUUGGCGCGCCGUCGGCAAAUGCUGCCUCGGCCAUGCUCCAAGCCAUGGACCGCUUGAACAAAGACUUUGAACCGUUCUUUUACUCGGAACUGUACUCGGGUGAAGUCAACUCGCGGCACAUGCCGCCCAUGUCGGUGCUGCAGGCGGCCUUGUUCGCAGCGAGCCACCGAAAGAAGCACAAGAUGGUGCGGGAUGUUAUCGACUUGCUCAUGAAGAUUCCGCCGUCCCAGUGGAACGCCGCCGUGUAUCGAAAUGCACUGUAUUGUUGCGCUGAGAGCUCCGUGGGCGAGCUGGUCGAAAUCGGGCUAGAGCUAAUCGAGUGGUUUAUAACGGAACGACUGCCGUUUGACCCGGACGAGUACAGCCUCUUCGACUCGCUGCGCAUUGCCAAGCAGUCGCCACCAGACGACCAGUAUGCCAUCUUGCAUGCGUAUUCAGAACGCAACCGAUGGCCGAAUUUGAUGGCGUACACGAUGAUGAUGGAAGCGCAUUUGCAAGCGAAAGCGCCGUCGUCGUACGGCAACAUGGUAGUCGACAUGAUGGCUGCGCAGCAGAUCCCGAUGGAUCUCAAGUUUGCCACCGUGUACGCCUUGCUCCUGCUCCAAAACCACAACCACGUCAAGCUUCUCGACCUCAUUCGCACCAUGGUGCACGACGCCAACGUCCCGCCCGACGAGUACUUUUUCCAUGCCCUCCUGACGACCGUCGCAGACCAGUCAGACAUCGACGGAUGCUUCGAGUUGGUGGCAUCCAUCACAUCCAUCGGGCAUUUCGAAGCUCUGUACAUGGCGCUCAUUCACGUCGGGCUGGCCAAAGGUGUCCUCGAACGUGUGUGCAACGUCGUCGUGCAAAUGGAGUGCGAGGGGUUUGCCAUUUCGUCGACCGCGCUGGUCAAGGUCAUCGACGCUGUGCGUUCGAAUCGCGAGAUGGAAAAGGUGGUGUCGAUCGUGGCGCAGUUGGUGGGCGGAGGGCCACGAACUAUUCCAUUCGAUGCGACGGUGUUUGCCGCAUUGUGGACCCAACUCGCGCGGUUUCAAUGCGCCAACAAGGUCUCGUUGAAGUAUUUACACCAGCACGCCGCCGCCCACGGCUUUGAUCGCCCUGUGGCGUUGCCGUAACGAGCCCCAUCUUGUUCAGGGUCCACUUCGCCCCGACCGCCGCUCCAUCGAGUGCCCGUCCGCGCAUUCGAAGCAGCACCGAAUGCCCAUGUAACUUAAUCCUCCACUCGUUCUCGACGCA